Molecule: messenger RNA, 2492 nt
Organism: Pseudogymnoascus destructans
Lineage: Eukaryota; Fungi; Ascomycota; Leotiomycetes; Thelebolales; Thelebolaceae
Exons: 2
Coding region: 1-2259 (752 amino acids)
Source: RefSeq, a predicted model, not a curated record
AUGGCGCGACGCGCUGCCAUUGCUGCCGUCCUGGCAUCGGCAGUCUCCCUCGUGGCGGCUGCUUCGGGCACAGAGCCAUGUGCUACUGUUAGGAACCUCUAUCUGCGCGGCAAUGCCAUCCCAGCAGCGACCGGAUUUGCAUGUCUCUCCUCCGUCCCCUUCGACGCGGAUGUCGGCCUUGCCACCGUCGAGAACUUCCAGAAGCUCAGCGAGUUCCACUCGACGCUCGGCGACAUCAAGAACCCCGGGAAGGGCUACGCAAAUGCACCCGUCGAUAUCAUAGGCUUGCUCGAUCAGGUGAUCGUCGAUAUCAAGGCGGGAAAGUAUAAGAACCAAUACCAGUUUGAGGAGCAGAUGGCCCUCAUCACGGGCCUGUCCUUCGAUGGUCACUACACUUUCCUGGGCAACACGUUUUACAGCUCCUUGGAUUGGUACCGUGGCGGUGCUACCAAUGGCGCUUACGAGGGCUCCUUGAUCUCUGUUUCCGCCGAUGGAAAGUCAUUGCCACAGGUUUACUUUACCACCGACCUCACCAACCCAAAUGCGUCUCCUAUUGUGUCGAUCGAUGGACAGACUGUCGUAGACUAUCUCACAAAGGAAUCAAACCAUCAACUCUUCCACGACGCCGAUGCCCGCUGGAACGUUCUCUUCGCGCGCCAACAGUCUGAUUCCGUUGGCUCCUUCGUCAUGCCCUGGUUCUACCCUGGGUCUAACUUCACCGCCACCAGGGCCAAUGGCAACACCAAGACCAUCCAGUGCUACGCCGCUAUCCCAACCGCCCUCAAGGAGAAAUGGUCCCAGGUCAUUGACGGCAAGAGCUUCUACAGCACCUUCGUUGCCCCCAAGACUGCCUCCUCUUCUUCAACUUCCUCAUCAUCCAGGUCCCUUAAGAAGAGGUACGUCGAAAAGCGCCUCGUCCCGCCACACUACCCCCAACCCGUCAUCCAGCACGCACAGAAGGAGGUCGGGCUGGGCGCCUUCUUCCUCAGCGGCUUCGGCCUCAACGAAGUCGCCGUGCUCAGCAUGAACACCUUCGACCCCGUCGCCCCAGGCGACGGGGUCGAGUUCCAAGCCCUGAUCCAGAAAUUCCUCAAAUACGCCAAAUCCAAAGGCCGCACCAAGAUGGUCAUCGACGUCUCCUCCAACGGCGGCGGCUCCCUCUUCCUCGGCUACGACACCUUCAAGCAAUUCUUCCCCUCCAAAGAACCCGACAUCGGUGCACGCAUGCGCUACUCCACGGCCCUCGACAUCAUCGGCACAGCCUUCGGCACCAUCACCCUCUCCGACGCGGCCACCGGCUCCUUCGCCAACACCGGCCUCACCCCCGCCGACAUGUACCUCUCCCCCAUUCACUACAUCAACUCCGUCGACGCCGACCAACUCGCCUUCGCCUCCUGGGCCGCCCUCCGGGGGCCCGUCACCAUCAACAGCGCCUCCUACACCCAAAUCAUGCGCUACAACUUCUCCAGCCCCCACCUCUACCAAGGCGACACCAUCGUGUCCGUCUCCGGCUACGGCCCACUCGCUGACACCCCCGCGCAGCCUUAUGCCGCGGAAGACAUCAUCCUCCUCCACGACGGCUACUGCUCCUCCACCUGCGCCGUCUUCAGCGAUCUUAUGCGCCGCCUCGGCGGCGUCCGCUCUGUCGUCCUAGGAGGCCGCCCGGUAUUUGGUCCUAUGCAGGCGGUGGGUGGGACGAAGGGCGUUCUCGUCGAGCCGUGGGCUGCUAUCGAAGCGUCUGUCGCUGCGACGCUGGCGGAUUUUGGGACUGCGGAGCAGAAGAAGAAGUGGGCUGCCUACCUCCCCAAGCAAUUCCCCAUCGCCAUGGCGAACCCCCCCACCGUCAACUUCCGCAGCGGCUACCACCCCGGCAGCGACACGCCGAUGCAGUUGCUGAAUGAAUCCGCGAACUGCAGGGUGUUUUACACACCCGCGAUGCUGGCGAAUGUGACGAAUAUCUGGGAGACGGUCGCGCAGCUCGCGUGGGGGAUUGGGGGGGGGACCGGGCAAUCUUGUGUGCAGGGGAGUUAUUCGGAUGGGGAACCCAUUGGGGAGACGAAGUUGGUGGGGAAGAAGGUUUCGAGUCUUGAUGCGGUUGUGGCGGACGGAACGGCGGCCGGGGGGGAUACGAAUGAGGAUUUGGGGUUGGCGGUUGCGGGGAGUGGGAAGGGUGAUGGGGCUGUGACGGGGGCGAAGAAAGGUGCUGCAAGCGUGGCGAGGGUGGUUAGCUGGGAGGUUUUGGGGGGUUGGCGCUGGUGAGUGGGUUGGUGUUGUAGAUUCAAGGGUGGGAUUUGUGUUUAAUAUGUGUUGAGCGUGGCGUUUUGGGUUGCAUUGGGUGGGAUUAUAUUAUAUCAAUUUGUGCUAUAUGGGACAAGGGGAAAUGCUUGUAUGUAGCUGGCAUUAUGGCUGUAUUUGGGAGGAUAUGUCUGGUAUGGACUGGGGAUAAUGGGGGGGAUCUAGAGGAUAUAGAAUAAUAUAUCACUUUGCUUAUA